Molecule: messenger RNA, 11722 nt
Organism: Porites lobata
Lineage: Eukaryota; Metazoa; Cnidaria; Anthozoa; Scleractinia; Poritidae
Source: the annotation of a GenBank genome assembly
AUGGCUGCAAACGAAGGCACAAAUGGACACACGGAAGUUCCUUCCGACCUUGAGAAGAAAAUUAUCAAACAAAUCGAGGUAAGCUGUAGGUUAUUUUUGUUUUUAUUAAUUUGUUUUUCUGCCAAGAAUCCCAGCGAAUGGUUAUUCACCUGAGAAGCAUUUAAAGGCUAAAAGGAAUUCUACCAUAAGUGAAAAGGACGCUAUUUUUGUACUCGUAAGCACAACUACCCAUUCCUUGCCAAGAGCGUUAGUUUCAGCUUUGAAUGUCAGCAUUUUGCCUUUAUCUGUUAACCGCUUAUGCAGAAAAUAGAAUAAGCGUUAGAAUGACUCUGUAGAGUUGCUACGUUCAUGUAUGUAGGGACGUUUUGACUACCGGUAUUUGUGGAGCCUACUGUACGUGUACAUGUAUCACAUAUAAAUUUUAAGAACUUUGUCAAAAUCAAGGAACUACAGUCACCCACGGUCAAACUGACUCAUGACAGAAUAGGACUCUUGUGCAAGUCUGCCUUACAUCCAUCUUAAAUUGUAACAAUCAGUGCAAUGCAGCCAGUUAAAGGUUCCAUUAAUUAAGCAAGUUAGCUCAUGAUCAUCAGUAAGAACUACAGUAGAACUCUUCAGUCCCCCCUAGCUAGUUGAUCAAUAAAUAGGAUGGUUUCUUUGAACAUUCUGCCAUGUUGUUCACCACUGUCUGGUCAUGGGUUGGGAGGUUCCAUUUUUUAUCUGCACCCCUUAAAGUUGACAGGAAUCUGAACCUGGGUUCUUUUUUUGUCGGCACCUUUGAAAAAUUUGUAUGAAAGGUCAAAAUUUUGUGGGCUUCUUUGAAGGAAAAAUCCGAACCCCCCUGUUCAAAAACCAUCAUCCUUAGGGGGAUGCAGAUAAAAAAUGGAACAUCUCAUUGACCCUGUGAUUUAACACUGUGCCAUUGUUAAUAGCCUAGGGAACUGAAAGUGGUUCACUGAAAUUGUUUAAAUACCUACCUGUAUUUAACAAAUCUGAAGAUACUUGAAUAAACUUGAAUGUUCCGCCCAGUGUAGAGAAAAGGCAAAGCUUUCUGCUACUGCUAGAACCCUACAUGAUCACUAUGUAACCCUGAUGUGAUAUUUUCCCUGAUGAAGGCAGCAUUGCUGAAACGUUGCAGUUUUAUUUGUGUUUAACCUACCACCUUCCCACUUUUAACACACACAAACGCUACACAGGAACCCCCUUUAUUUGUAUCACUAUGUAACCCUGACAACCGUGUGAAAGUAAUACCAAACUAUAGCUUUGGUUUGGAGUGUUGGACCCCAGCCUAACAUCUUAUCAGAUAGUUAAAUUUCCUUAAAUAAGUGAUAACUGGAAACUACCACCAUCCCUGUUCAGGGUAGGGCUGUAACUGAAAUCUUCAUCUUUGUUCUAUAUUGGUGUAGAGACUCAAGCUUAAUUUGUUCAAAUUUAUCACAUCCUGGAUAAAUGAGUUUUAUAUGUAAUCUUGUGUUAUCAUGCUGAUGUGAAAUUAUUGUUGCAGUUUUAUUUUGGUGAUAAGAAUCUACCCAGGGACAAAUUUCUCCGACAGAAGGUUGAUGAAGAUGAAGGAUGUAUCCUUUCAUACCCACGUCCUUAAAAUCACUUUUCAACUAACUAGAGAAUACAAAUACAGGUUUUAAGCUCUGCAGCACCACUCUCCCUCAACUGAUAGACUUAAUUAACAUUCUACUUUCAUUUUUCUCAUGAUUGCUUGUGACACAAAGAGAAUUUAUCCCUCAAUCAACUGUUAGUUUCUCCACAUCUCCUCUUUUAUAUCCCGUCCCCUUUCAUAAUACCGUUUUGCUAUUGCAGGCAACCGGUAACCAGUAAAAUUUACCACCUGAAGCAACACUUCUUACUGCCUGAAACUGCCUGAAGGUUUACUAAAAUUAAAUUGUGAUCUGAUCCUAUUUUCACAAGGAAAUGAAUGAAUAUAAUAUGGAAAAGUACUAAAGUAUACACAGCUUUUGUUUUUAUGGGCCACUCAUUUGGAAAGACAACAUUGAAGAGAGAGUAAAAUUAUUGGAAUCAAAGGUUUUUAAUUGUUGUGUAAAGAUAACAACGGCCGAUUUGUGUAAAAUAGGUGUUAAAAUGAGGGAAUGACAUUUCAGAGAACUUAGCUCCUGAAUUUCCAAGCGAGGGCGGGCCAUGUCCCGCCUCCCCCCCAACCAGGAAAGUGCACCUUUGGUGUAUAUUUUUGCCUUACCGGCCAUGAAUGGUCCCUUUCCUGCUGAUCUAAACUUUAGGGAGAACACAGUCUAUACAGGUAUCUUAGUGAGUUAGCAAAAUAAAAAAUGACAUAAAAUGUACUCACUCUCUCUCAAAUAUCUCAAGAAGAAUAGUAUACAAAAUACAAUUACAGUAUUAUUUAUUCUCACUGUAAUCUUUAGUUUUCUUGACAAGACUUGCUAUAAAAUAAUCACAGGGGUAACACUGGAGUGCCUAACAACUUUCAACAGACUUAAGGUAAGAAGCUCACAUUUGCUUUAUCUUGCCCCAUUCUUUCUCUAACGAGAAGAUACCAGAAGGCGUUUACAGUGUAUGCGGGAUGUGUUGGUGUAUGUAAGAGGUAUUUUGACUGGAGUUGGACAAUUAAGUACAUGGGUUGGUAGUGACAAUGGUGAUAGGUGUGGAGUUCUUCAGAGUGAAAGCAGAUAUAAACAACUAGCCCAGUUGUUAAAAAGGUGGAUAAAUCUCUUUAUUAUAUAAAUGCCAAUGAAAUACCAAGUGACCUUUCGCGUAAAAACUUGAUAUCUCCACAUGUGAAAAUAACAUGUUAUCUUCACAUGUGAAAAUGUCACUGUUGCUAUGGCUGCAUAAUAAAAAGCACCUUUGACACCAAAAAACUAUUUAUUUUUUUUAAGUAAAAUGGUUUGGUAUUUCAUUGGUGUUUAUAUAAUAAAGAGAACAUUACAUGGUCACUUGGAGAUACGAAAUUUCUCUUCUCGUGUUGAAAAAAAUAUUUCACUCUUUCGCUGCCCUCACUCAUGAAAUAUUUUUCAACAUUCAAAGAGAAAUUUGUAUCUCUGCGCGGCCAUGUAAUAUCCUCUAUAUCUAGUGGAUGGUGCAAUGGUUUUCCUAAUACGUUUAUGCUGGAUAGUGAUUUAUCCGGUGGAUGGUGCUUGCCCACGUUUGGCCCAGAGACUGACAGAACCAUUAUUUUUAGGCUCUAUCAACAGAUAUAGAUGCUAUAGCCAAAGCUCUCAGAAAAUCAGAAGCUGGCCUGGUUGAGGUACGUUACAAAUGUAUGGUUGAAUACUGGUACAUUGUUCAACUGUGCUCUUGAAUAUAGUUUCAGUAAGAUGUACCAGUGUUAUUUGUACAUGCCAAUUAAGACUUGUUGUUUAUUUCAGAAGGCUGUGUUCGCUUCCAGAAAUACUAUUGUAAGAAGCAGAAAAUCUUUGAUCCUAUAAUGCUUAGGCAUGUACAUAGUAAUAAUGUUCAACUCUGGCCACCCCUGGUGCAUGACAAAGUGGUUGCUUAUGGGAGGUGGUUGUCGAAAGAAAAAAUCAGCAAAGUGUACUGUUUUUUUUUUAGCUCAAACUAAAAUGAUAUAAGGGAGAGUUUUUGAAUGACAGUAUUUAACUGAGAAAAAAAAGAAGUUAUUUACAACAUGGUCGCUUAUUGGAGUUGGUCACUUAUGAGAAGUGGUUGCUGUGAGAGAGUUGAGGUUGAAGAAGUAGUUUGUUUCAAAAAGUAAGGUUUAGCAGAAGUAUUAGUUGCGUAGAAAUAAACUGACCAGGUACUGCUAGACCUCAAUUCUGUCAAUUUAUUAACAGUACAGAAAGUAGCAGCACUGUAAAAUGCUAUUUUUAUUUUUUUAGGUCAGUGAAGAUAAUAAGAAAGUAAGAAGAGUUACAACAAAACCUCUUCCUGAGGAAACUGCAGAAGCAAGACAUGAUGCCAAAGCCAAAACAGUUUACUGUGUAAGUUGUGUAAAGCGUGCUGUUCAAUUAUACGGUGUAAUUGGGGUAACAUUAAAACCAUAUUAUAACAGCAAAACUGUUUCUCAGUUUCAAAAAGCUAGCCAAAUAUGCCAAGGGGGUGUUUUAUCUUUUAUUAGGAGAUCAUCCAUGCACCCCUUCAUAUACUUCCAUACAGCAGACUGCACUUCUUCCUACAUUUUUUUAUAUGCAUGCAACACUAAAAUUAAUGUUGUCCCAAAGAUGGCUCUUGAACUGCUUAUAAUUUACACAUAUCAAAGAGUAGGGGUAAUUUUCCCAAUCCCAGCUUCAUUUUGACAUAUAGGUUAAGGGUUGUCUAAAUUUUAAAUGCUGUACAACCAUCAUCAAUGCAAAGUUUACACAAAAUGUACAUUAAAUUAACGUUCAUUAGGAUUUAAGUAGUUAAUGAAUAACCAUUUGAGUCUUUUUAAAUCUUCAUUGUUAGUUUUUUUUUAAUUUCCUUGCAGAAAGGUUUCCCUGCAGAAACAACUAUUGAUCAACUGGAAGAAUUCUUUUCAGAUAAAGGAAAGGUAAAGUACAUAUUUAAUUCUUAAAUAAGACUGACUUUUCCUCAGUCAGUUUAGUCCUAGCAUCAAUUUUGGUACAUGAAAUUGUACAUAGUUGUUAGUAUGCUUAACCAGUCAGUUGAUCCUGUGUCCUCCUUUUUGCCAUUAUUUACCUGUGAUCCUUUUUUUAAAACUGUUGAAAGGCGGUGCUGAUCAAAAUGAGGAGAGGCGAAAACCAUUUAUUUAAAGGAUCUGUGUUUGUUGAAUUCUCCACUGUCGAUGAAGCGAAGGCAUUUGUGGCAACAGAGGCACUUAAAUAUAAUGAACAGGAACUCAUUAAAAUGAUGAAGUAAGUAUUCUUCAUUAAUCAAGAAGAGUUGUCCCUAAAAUGGCUUCUCUCUUGACAGUACCCUGUAUGUUUAUGUUAAGUUCCAAUUGUUGGCAGAUACUAUUGAUUGGGGGAGUGGGGUGUUUGAGGGGUUGGGAUUUAUACCCCUACGCUAUUAAUACAUGUAAAACCAUCACACUGACAAGGAGUAUUAUCUGAAGUACACUGUACUUGACUUUGAAACUGACAAGAAAAGAAUACUACCUGAGAGUUGCAUUCAGUUUUCACCUUGCAGCUUAGUAACAAAACUUGCGAUGGUUCCUCAUUGCCUUUAAGCUGCAAACACAGCUCUCUAAUUUUUGCGAGAGAAUACACUUGCAUCUCCUUUCGCGUUUGGUUCUCACAUGAAUUCUCGCGACUCCCCUAAAUGGAGAGCUUGCUUGCAAGCUGCAUUGCCUUUCAACCGCAGUUCUUGUCGAAACUGAUAGAACCUGGGGUUCAUUCAUUUUAUCACACAACAUAGAAAAGCUACAACUUUUUUGAGUGUGAAAACAAGGGUCUGUGUAAAAAAAAAUGUACGUAAUGUUUGAAAACUUGUAUGACUUUUGACAGUGUGCACAAGUUAUCCUCCUGUAAUACAUGUAAUAAUGUCAUUAACUGUCACAGCAGUCUGUUACUGGACAGGAGGUUCAAACCUCCUGCCUCUUGUGCCCUGCAUUCCCAGCUCCCAUCCUUUUUAUUGGAUUCCUCCAUUGAGCUAUCUUUCGAUUGCAAAAUAUUAAGCAUUACUUGGUAAUUUCCUUUAUUCAUUUCCUGCCCUCUUAGGGACCGAUCGUUCAUUAUGUCCCGGGCGAGGGGGGAGGGGUCAGAAAAGAGUGGUGUAAGAGUGGUGUAUGAAAACUGUACCCCCUUAAAAUAAUUUCAUAUGAAAAUUGUACCUCCCCCUUGGUGAUAAGAGUUUUUAAAAUGCACCCCCCCAACCUUUCCUAGACCAAGUUUCAAGAUGACUCGAUUUUCUCUCUUUCUUUGGGUCCAUCAACUUCAUAUUAAAGCUAGAUGGGGUUCUGGUGGUCUGGUUAGGUAAAAAUAGUUGAUAGGGUCCUGGGACAAGCUUGGUUACAUAGCAUUCAAUAUGGCGGCUACCAAAUCAAGUAAAGGUGCACGUCAGGUGGGGCUCAGCUGGCAUGAGAAAGGGUGUGAAGUCCGUUGGUCCAGGUCAUCGUACCCAUUUGCUAAAAAUUUCCCUGAAUACUCCAGUAAGGCACGCAAACCACUAUGCAAAAUAUUGUCUUCAUUUCCUUUUUCGAUUUCUUCAUCCAUAUUUACGACCUCUUCACUUUCAAAAGUUGCCAUUUUGACCCGCUGAGCAACCAGGCUGCCACGAAGGCGAGGGCGUGAUCUCUGAUCAUAAAUACAGUGGGCACAAUAAUUCUGUGCGGGUAAAAUUUUGUAGCCGACAAAGAGUUGUCAGCGCGACUUUUUGGUUUACUAAUGAAGGAAAAGUGUUUUUUUGUUUUUGCUUCAAUUAUGAUAUGUUUUAACAACUACAACAUAUAAUGUCAAUCCUGUGUCUUAAAAUUUCGACCCCCCUCACACUUUGUACAUUUUCAAAACUGACCCCCCCAAAUUAACCCUUUUGAAAAAUUGUAACCCCCAAAACCGCCCCCGGGGAAGUAAUAAACGAUCGGUCCCUUAAUAGAACUCCCACCUCUCACUCUUUGCUCUCCCACCCCUCCCACUCCUCCCACCCCCUAUUAUCCCGAGCUCCUAUGCCCCUGUCUUCCCCCACUGUUCAGUUACUAGUGAGCUUAAGCAAGGACGUUUUUGAGCGAUGCACGUCAACCGGAAGUGGACUACUUACAUUCUAAGGCAAUGCGUUUGCCCAAAUUUUCGGGCCAAUUGUCUCUAUAAGAGUAAAUACACUUAGCAAUACAAAUCUGUUAGAGACCUUUAGAUUCUAAGACGAGUAGGACUUUGAGUACGAGAUUUUCUCAGUUCUAAUUAGGGCUUGCGCGUGAACCAGCGUCAUUUUGGUGGGAAAACGUGGUAGCCGUCCUCACUCUACUAGUCACUCUACUACGAGUUUUUAGCGAGAAUGUCGAAGUGGGGAAAACAAGUUAUCAAAUGUUAGAAGUUCAGUUUAUCAUUUUGCGAUCGGGAAAGCGCGUAACCUCCUUCACUAAAGAUAACAGUGCUAACUUUUCUGGUGAAAAAUGGUAAAAUGAAGCUUUCCGAGGAGUCUAUAUUUUGAGAAUACGCGUGAAAACUCGUACUCGUACUCGUACUCGUACUGUUGUCCUCGUCCUUGAGUCUAAAGGUCUCUAUUAAAUGGGACAAGAGCUCACUUCCGUUUGAGGUGUGUCUGUGGCUCAAAAACUCUUUUGCUUCCCCUUCCUACUGACAGAGGAAGGCCUUUGACAAUUCUUUUGCAUGGUAUAAUUUAAGUUAGGGUUUGAAAGUGAUUUCAAUUAUUAAUGUAUUUUAAAGGGAUUAUUAUUACCUUAUCGCAGGGCUGACUACUUUAAAAAGAAGGAGGAAGAAUUCAAACUGAAAAAGGAGAAACAGAAGUAAGCCAUUUUUUGCUCACCAUCCAGCUGACCAUCUACAAUCCCGAUCAUAAUUGUUGAAACGCUAGCCGAUUUUUGACCUCUUUCCCUUUCAAUGUUGAUUUUCAGGAGGUAUAUUCUCAAGUAAACCCGUCAAACCAACACUGGGGGGAAGAAUGGGGAGCCACAUGUGUGCUGUCCAUAUAACACAGUCAAGUCUCCUGUGUUUUUUAGAAGUGUUUCAAGGAAUUAUGACCGUGUCUGUAGGCUAACAAAGGGGGGAAAUAGGACUUUAAAGAAAUGAGCCCCAGGUUACGUUUUUUAAAAGUAAUUUUCAGAAGUACUUACACAACUUCUUUACUUUACGUUUUAAUAAAUCAGAGAAGAAGAAGGCGAGAAACAAAAAGAAACAAAAGAGGAAAGGAAAGAUGAAGACGAAAAGGAAGAGGUAUACUGGCUUGAAAUUGCAAAGUUUUGUUUAAGAUUAUUCUCCCCAUUAGUGUCAUGUGUGGAGCAGAACGAAGAUAAUUUUUCAUGCUUUUAUUGAUGCUAAAAUGGCCUUUUUCCUUACUCACGCUUUGUUAUUUUGUAGGAGUCUCUAAAGUAUGAUAGCGGAUGCGUGCUGCAUUUUAAAAACGUGGGAGAACAAACGUCGCGUGAAGACCUCAAAGUAUGCAACAGUUUCUAACAGUUUGAUUUUCUUGAUUUCUUGUGAACUCAGAUCUUUUUGCGUUAAUCUCACGAUGCGCGCUUUGCAUUGCUUACAUAGAGCCUGUUUGGGGAGCACGAGGAUAUCGCGUGGGUGGACUUUACCAGAGGAGAGAGCGAGGUUUGUGUACGGUUCAUUCAACACCGCGUUUUUACUUUUCAAGUGGGGCAAAAUUAAUCGAUUUACAUUUGUAUCACAUUAUGUUCAGUACAUGUUUCAUAAACACCGGAGAGGCUCCUAGAGUGGACGGGAAAACAGUAGAAUUUCAAAAAGUCCUUCGUCGGAUUUCUUAUGGCGCGGGUCGGGACUUCGUCGCUCGUGGUCGGCCGUUUCGCGGCCAAAAGAGGCUCGCUCCGCUCGCCAAGAGGUCGACUUGUAGCAAGUCUAGGAAAACAGGAGUGGAUUGUGUUUAAACUGACUUUAAAUUGUUAAGAGAUCAGAUGAAACACGCCAGCGAAAGUCACAAUAGACUCUCUAAAAGUCUUUUAAAUUUGUUUUCCCGGUUGGUGAAGUGUGUCAAAUAAUCAGUUAUUCUGAACGAGACUUGAUAGGAGGCAAUGUUGCCGGGUGAUCAACUCGUCGGAAUCGAAAUCGGUAGCGGGUCCCGAUGUGAAUCCCAAUCAGGCCACUCCCUGGAUUAGUUAAAUUCAACGUUUCGGUCAUGCUUGUUAAAAACCACGUUCAGUGAUUUCUUGCCGGUAAUUCUCCAUAGUGGCACAUAUCUCUCACCAGUUAAAUAAUUUUUGGAUAUUUGCUGAAUAUAGGGGGUCGUAAUUUCAAAACGUAAGAAAGUUGUCAGUUGUCACGUGACGGCAUAUGCGAGUAACUCUCAGUCUCCCUCAAGAACUGCCAAAAAGACAUGGUAUCCACCAUUGCUGCGAAUCACAAAUAAUUUAACCCUUUAAACCUUAAUAUCAAAAUUGGGAUUCUCAUUUACUGUCCCUAUACUUUUUCAACAGAAGUAGUGGAGAGGAUUUUUUGAAAUAUCAGUUACACUCUUCUUUCCUGAUCGUGUACCCAAUUCUCAUGACCACUCUGUUUUCUGAGGCAUUGAUAUAAUAAGGAGAAAUUUCAUGCUGAUCGCUCUUAGAGCUUUAAGGGUUAAACUUUGUCAAAGUCUCCUUUGAAAUGAUGUAUUGGCAUGUCUUUUUCUUUUUGCGUUAGCAGACAAGAAUAGUCACAGCCCGACUUUCUCAAAAAAUGAAUGCCGAAAUUUGGUGUUUCUUCCGCUCGUUGGGUUACUGAUAUUGUUAUGUUUGUAUGUGUUUAAUUGUAAGAUAUUAUUUUUUACAUUCUCUCAAAGAAGUCAUUCCCUUUGCUUUGUGCUCAUGAAGUCCAACUCUUUCUUUUUUUCUUUUAAAGUAAAAGCUUAUCUCCUUCUCGGUAGGAACUUCCUUUGCUUCGUCUUUAUGAAGUCCUUCCCAUCAUUCCGGCCUCCUUUUCAGACGUGCACCUAAUUUGUCAUUACUACUAGUAUUGUAAAUGACGUGUGUACUCUUUAUUUUUAUAUUGUAGGGUCAUGUUCGUUUUUCCAAAGAAGGUGGAGCUCAGCGAGUAAUUGAUGCUCUGAAGGCAAAAGGUGACGGGAAAAUUGUCAUCAGAGAGGCGGAGGCAACUCUCCGGGUACUAGAGGGUACGUUAGUAAAAUUCUCGUUUUUAGGAACGAAGAGUAAACUGAGCCGAGUUGACUCGCGCAGAGACUUCUGGGACUGUUACCUGGGAUAGCGGAAAAUUGGCCAAUAGCAGAACGGCACGAUCCCAGAAGUCUUUGCAAAAGCUAGCUCGUCCCAGUUUCCUUGUCGAAUGUCAUCAAGUCCUGAAACUUCUUAGUCAGCGGCGCAACAAGUCGCCGUACGUAGUGACCAACUGUUGACGCUUGAGGUUGCUACGCACGUGAUGAUCACGUUAUAAGCAGGCAGCCAAAGACUGAUUACCAAAAUGGUGCUCUUUCUUCUUGGGACCAGAGCGCGUGUCGCGUUCCUCGCGGAUGGCGAUUUUCGCGCUUGCUUGCGUAUUUUGACCGCUCUACUUUCCCUGAGAAAAAUGUAGGCCAACUGAAAGUCUCAACUGCGUAUUUUUCCUUUUUUGGGAGAAUUGCCUUGUAAUCUAUUUACGUCUCAUGCUAAUAUGGUUUUUCUAAUUUUUGUCUGACGCGACGCCUGGUUUCGUAGGUGAUGAAGAGAAAAGUUACUGGAAAAAGGCUCAAGAAGAUAGAGAAAAAGCCAAGCAAAAGAAAGGUAAUGAAAUACAUCCUUUGAACCUUCUAGUUAAAGAAUGGUAAUGAAUAAGGAAUAGAGUUUUAAAACAUGGCGCCAAUCAUCCCCCCCCCCCCUCUUGCAGCCCAGAUGUUUCACUUAGGAAUCAGUUUUUGCUUAAAAGCGAAACUCUGCUGUCGUUGUUGUUUACAUUUUUGCUCAGCCCAUAGAUGGCUUCACCGCAUAAACAAAUAAAUUCAGCUGUUAAACAUUCGUCAUGGAGUCACAGAGUGAUGGGCUCUUGAUAUAUUUCUUUUCAAAAAUAAGCGUGAAAAGGCGAUGAAAUUUUAAGAUGAGUUAUUUUAAUAUAUUUUGCUCUUACAGGGAAGAAAUUUCGAGGAAAUCAAGGUGGACGCUCUGGAGGCGGUCGAGGACGCGGAAAACGCAGAAGCUUCGACAGACAACAAAACAAACCAGGCCAAGAAAAAGAUGAUGAAACGCAAAAAGCAACGCACACGCGGUUCGAUGACGGAGAACCAGCGGAAAAGAAAGUAAAGACGGAGGAAGACUGAUGCGUCGGUGAAGAUCUUUUUACAGGGACUGAAAUUUAUUUAUGUUUUUAUUGAUAGAUCCAUUUUGUUCUACAGUGCGUCCUUUACAACUUUUUUUUCUCAAUACUCUUUGGAAUUUUCAAGUUUCUUAACUAAAAUAGAAUCUCUUGUGUGGUAUGACUGACGGAGAUUGUCACUGUAGAGUAAUAACACUUCAACGGUAUCAGCACCCAAAUUCUGCGCCUCAAAUGUGCGAACCAUCCUGUACAGUUUACUUAACACCAACGCACUGAGGCACAAUGUUUUAUUUUGAGUAGUUACUAUCUUGGUUUUUAUUGUCGGACAAAGAAAUGUUUAAAGGCAAGAGAGUCCAAACGUUGUACCUUAUAACGAGCCGUAACAGAAGUGCGUAAGCCUUAGCCCGCGAACGACAGACGUUUCUCCUUGCUCAUCUCGAGGAGAAACGUCUGCCGUUCGCAGGCUACGUAAACCUACGUACAUUUACUAGUUGUAAACGAACGAUGACGCCUGUAUUUUAUCGGUCACUGGCCAAGAUUAUCCAGCGGAUAAUGUCCUUGAAGAGUAAAGUUUGCAAAUCAGAGCACAUUGCUUGAGAAAUCUUUUCGCUUUGUAGUGUAGCAAGAAGCUCUGUUGUUUAAACAUAUAGCAGCUGUAAUUCAUUGUCUUGGAAGCAAGCAUCAUCGUUUCUGUUGUUGUAUUGCUCUUUUCAUUGUAUCGAAUUAAUCUCGUGAGACCUUAAGCGGGGAAUAAGCGUCCUUUUAUAGCGCAGGGCCGGGUAUUUAUCUUUGACGAUAGUACCUCCCCCGAAUUUGUUAGGGCACAGAAACGAGUCAAAUGGAUGGGGUGUGUGUGGAUUUGACCUGUGCGCGAGGGUUAAGCUAAUUUAUAACAGAGUCGUGGAGAACGUCGGUGAUUUCCG